Molecule: messenger RNA, 2728 nt
Organism: Hippocampus zosterae (dwarf seahorse)
Lineage: Eukaryota; Metazoa; Chordata; Actinopteri; Syngnathiformes; Syngnathidae
Gene: ica1
Product: islet cell autoantigen 1
Exons: 12
Coding region: 15-1409 (464 amino acids)
Biological process (GO): regulation of transport
Cellular component (GO): Golgi apparatus
Molecular function (GO): protein domain specific binding
Source: RefSeq, a predicted model, not a curated record
GUUAAAAAAACAAUAUGGAGGGCGUGAAUUUCGACCCCAUGGAACAUACACUCCUGGGCGAGGACUCUCGUUCGGUGGUGAGCCGCUUCCAGCAGCGCUACUGGAAAACCAAGCAGACGCUCAUCAGGGUGAGCGGCAAGAAGGAGGAUCAGCACGUGGUGGCCUCAGACGCCGAGCUGGACGCCAAACUGGAGGUUUUUCACUCCAUCCAGAGGACAUGCAUGGAGCUGCUGAAGGUGAUCGAGCAGUAUCAGAGGAGGAUCUGCUUUCUUUCCCAGGAGGAGAACGAGCUGGGUCGCUUCCUGCGCUCUCAGGGCUCUCAGGACAAAAGCCGAGCGGGAAAGAUCAUGCAGGCCACGGGCAAAGCGCUCUGUUUCUCCUCCCAGCAAAGACCGGCGCUGACGAAGCCCCUGUGCCGCCUGUACCAGGAGGUGGAGACGUUCCGCUUCCAGGCCAUCUCGGACACGUGGCUGACGGUCAAGCGCAUGGAGCAGAGUCGCACCGAGUACAGAGGAGCCCUGCUGUGGAUGAAGGACGUCUCCGCCGAACUGGACCCGGACACGUGCAAGCAGAUGGACAAGUUUCGUAAGGUUCAGGCGGAGGUCCGCUGCACCAAGCGCAGCUUUGACCAGCUGAAGAUGGACGUGUGCCAGAAGGUGGACCUGCUGGGAGCCAGUCGCUGCAACCUGCUGUCCCACGUGCUGGCCACCUACCAGACCACUUUACUGCAUUUCUGGAAGAAAACGUCUCACACCAUGGCCGCCAUUCACGAGAACUUCAAGGGCUGCCUGCGCCACGAGGGGCCAUCAAGGGAGAAGAAGAAGAGGAGAAGGAAGAAAAGUCAAGCGGAGAAAAAAGACGACGACGAGGUCCCACCGGAAGAUCUGGCAUCGCUGGCGAAUGGCACCAGUGGCGGUACAACAAGAGAAGGUCGAGUGUUUCUCUUUUGGUACCAACAUCCUUCUUUGUAUGUUAAAGGAGAACCGCGUGAAUCAUCGUCGGAGCUUCCGGAGGAGGACAAGGACAGUUCGGCCCUGCUGGAGGAGAUCUUGGGAGGCUUGUCGCUCCACGAGCCCGCCCCCUUGUGCCGACAGUGGAGCCCGGUGUUCGGCGACGCCCCAGCAGAUGGGAACGCCGCAGCGGCAGACCCCCGCUCGCUAUUUCUACCUUCUCAGCUUCUGGACCUCAACUUGAAGACGCUGCUAGAAGAUGGAGCCGGGAGCACUUUGCAGCCUGUCGCCGCGGCAACAGAGCAACCCCAAGGAGCCGGUGGAUUAAAAGCAGCGAGCUGUUCCGGUCCGUCCAAGGACACGUUGGCGUGGUUCAACCUGUUUGCAGACUUGGACCCUCUGGCCAACCCGGACGCGGUCGGCAAUAGCCACACCGAGCAACAACUUCACAAUGCUUAGUUAGCUACAGUAGCCAGCCAUCCACACUUGCCUGCGAGCUUCCAACCAAGCCAACAUUCAAGGGAUUUCAUCUGCACUUCCUGUUAAUGGUGAAAAAUGCAAACAGAAUGUGACCAAAAUGAGCUUCAGACUGGAUCUUAAAUGCGCACAUUAUUUUCCCAGUCAGCAAAGGCAUCUGGCCCGGAUUCGGGAUGAAGCUGGCACUGGCAUAAUGUAUGUGGGCCGAACACGGCCCAGGAGUGGCAAAGAAGACACUGGCUUGACUCUGGCAAACUUAUAACUCCGGCCCGUAUAUGGCCAGCCAGUAUUGAGCCACCCUUAAAUGCAGUUCAGAUUUAUUUUUUCAACACACAGCCUUGUUUUACAAUUUUACACCAAUUCGAAAUUCCAUUCAUUACACACACACACACACACACACACACACACACACACACACACACACACACACACACACACACACACACGUGAGGUUUAAUCAGGCCCGCAGGAUAAUUUAAAAAUGCAUAAAAGACACAGAAUUAAUAUUUUUAAUAAGGUGCAAUUUAUUGAGUAUCCGCUAGGGAACACAGUUUUGACCAGAGAAGAAGACAACAGCAGCCUCAGUCCGUCACUGAGACAGACCCAUGACAGCAGACGCUAUCAGUAGCACUCUUACAUUCAUUCAUUCAUUCAUCUUCUGAGCUGCUUGAUCCUCACCAGGGUCGCGGGGGGUGCUGGAGCCUAUCCCAGCGGGGGACACCCUGAAUCGGUUGCCAGCCAAUCGCAGGGCACACAGAAACGAACAACCAUUCGCACUCACACUCACAACUAGGGACAAUUUAGAGUGUUCAAUCAGCCUGCCACGCAUGUUUUUGGAAUGUGGGAGGAAACCGGAGCACCCGGAGAAAACCCACGCAGGCCCGGGGAGAACAUGCAAACUCCACACAGGGAGGCCGGAGCUGGAAUCGAACCCGGUACCUCUGCACCGUGAAGCCGACGUGCUAACCACUGGACUACCGGGCCGCCCCACUCUUACAUUUACACAUUUAAUAGCACUCUCCUUAGUUUGUAAGGUGUAAGCAGGGAUUACAUUUAGAUUUUAUAUGCACGUGUAAAUGGUUUAAAACUUCCUUUCUUUAUAAAUCUUGUUUAAUCAUAAAGUGCAUAACUAUAUUUUUCAAUACCAAUUACUUGUUAAAGUUUGUACAAUCAAUGGGAUCAGUUGCAAUGCAUAUAUCUGAAUGAUAAAAGUAAAUUGCACAUUUGUUGAAGGAAAUGUAAGGUGCUUCAUGAAAUGUUUUGUCAAAGAUACGUUCAUUAAAUGUUAACAUUUUCACAAA